Messenger RNA from Cynocephalus volans (Philippine flying lemur), 1824 nucleotides. It is a transcript of the gene RAPSN, whose product is annotated as receptor associated protein of the synapse. Gene Ontology annotation, cellular component: plasma membrane; neuromuscular junction. Gene Ontology annotation, biological process: positive regulation of neuromuscular synaptic transmission; synaptic transmission, cholinergic. Bases 195 to 1451 code for a protein of 418 amino acids. The transcript has 8 exons. Gene Ontology annotation, molecular function: protein-membrane adaptor activity; acetylcholine receptor binding. NCBI's taxonomy places the organism in Eukaryota, Metazoa, Chordata, Mammalia, Dermoptera, Cynocephalidae. The record is from RefSeq and is a predicted model, not a curated record.
CUGCAGACAGGGGCUGAAGCAGCUUUGUUCCCAGGGUGGCACCCGCCCUCCAUCCAGGCCCCACUCCGGCUCCAACCCAACCUGCUUUCCUCCUGGGGCUCAGUGGGUAGCCGGUACAGUGGGUCCCAAGCCAUGAGUGCCUAGAGGCACAGAGCCACCAGGGUCUCUCCACGUGGGGCACAGGACUCUGAAGGAUGGGGCAGGACCAGACAAAGCAGCAGAUCGAGAAGGGGCUCCAGCUGUACCAGUCUAACCAGACAGAGAAAGCUCUGCAGGUGUGGAUGAAGGUCCUGGAGAAGAGCUCAGACCUUGUGGGGCGCUUUCGCGUGCUGGGCUGCCUGGUCACAGCCCACUCGGAGAUGGGCCGCUACAAAGAGAUGCUGAAGUUUGCCGUGGUUCAGAUCGACACCGCCCGGGAGCUGGAGGAUGCUGACUUCCUCCUGGAGAGCUACCUGAACCUGGCACGUAGCAACGAGAAGCUCUGCGAGUUUCACAAGACCAUCUCCUACUGCAAGACCUGCCUUGGCCUGCCUGGCACCAGGGCAGGAGCCCAGCUUGGAGGCCAGGUCAGCCUGAGCAUGGGCAACGCCUUCCUGGGCCUCAGCAUCUUCCAGAAGGCCCUGGAGAGUUUCGAGAAGGCCCUGCGCUAUGCCCACAACAACGACGACACCAUGCUUGAGUGCCGUGUCUGCUGCAGCCUCGGCAGCUUCUAUGCCCAGGUCAAGGACUACGAGAAAGCCCUGUUCUUUCCCUGCAAGGCCGCAGAGCUGGUCAACGACUAUGGCAAGGGCUGGAGCCUCAAGUACCGGGCCAUGAGCCAGUACCACAUGGCCGUGGCUUAUCGCCUGCUGGGCCACCUAGGCAGUGCCAUGGAGUGUUGUGAGGAGUCCAUGAAGAUUGCACUCCAGCAUGGGGACCGGCCUCUGCAGGCGCUUUGCCUACUCUGCUUUGCUGACAUCCACCGGAGCCGAGGGGACCUGGAGACAGCCUUCCCCAGGUACGACUCUGCCAUGAGCAUCAUGACUGAGAUUGGAAACCGCCUGGGGCAGGUGCAGGUGCUAUUGGGUGUGGCCAAAUGCUGGGUGGCCAGGAAGGCACUGGACAAGGCUCUGGAUGCCAUUGAGAGAGCCCAGGACCUGGCCGAGGAGGUGGGGAACAAGCUGAGUCAGUUGAAGCUGCACUGCCUGAGCGAGAGCAUCUACCGCAGCAAGGGGCUGCAGCGGGAGCUGCGGGCGCACGUCGUGCGCUUCCACGAGUGCGUGGAGGAGACGGAGCUCUACUGCGGCCUGUGCGGCGAAUCCAUCGGUGAGAGGAACAGCCGGCUGCAGGCCCUGCCCUGCUCCCACAUCUUCCAUCUCAGAAAAAAGAGUAACUUCACAGUGGAGAAGGUUGGCAGACACCAGCUUCGUCAACUGAGAAAGGUUAACAUCCCCAGUAACAGGACAAGAUGAAGUCAUGCACUACCUGAAAAAAUGCAGUCAAAACCCAAGAUUUCUUCUAUGAUAUUGCUGCUAAUGACGUAUAACCUGAAACUAUAGUUACAAACACCAGAUGAACCAUAAGUGUAGAAACAUUCUACAAGGUAACUGUAAUCUUUAAAAGUGUCAUGGUCAUGAAGCCAAGGAAAGGCUGAGAAACUGCUACAGACUGAGAGAGACUAAAAGGCACUACUAUGAAAUAUAAUGCUCGAUUCUGGACUGGAGCCCUUUGCUGUAAAGGCAUUAUUGGGACAAUUGGUGAAAUGUGAAUGGGAUCUGUCUUAGUCCAUUUCUGUUGCUUAUAACAAAAUACUUGAAACUGGGUGAUUUAUAAAGAAAAUGAAAU